This is a messenger RNA of Bombina bombina (fire-bellied toad), 633 nucleotides long. RefSeq lists its product as uncharacterized. Gene Ontology annotation, biological process: protein phosphorylation. Bases 195 to 467 code for a protein of 90 amino acids. The transcript has 4 exons. NCBI's taxonomy places the organism in Eukaryota, Metazoa, Chordata, Amphibia, Anura, Bombinatoridae. Gene Ontology annotation, molecular function: ATP binding; protein serine/threonine kinase activity. The record is from RefSeq and is a predicted model, not a curated record.
GCUUUCUCCAUGCUUUCUAGUGCCUACCCUUAUCGAGUUGCCCUUUACAGAUACACUAUACAACUUGAUAUAUGGGGAUACAACAGUGAGAUGUACUUACAUAAGAGCUAUACCUGUGCUGUUGACUGGUGGUCUUUUGGAGUAACCAUCUAUGAAAUGGCCAUUGGAGUGCACCCUUUUCUUCAACAAGAAACAUGGUCAGCAUUAAAUCGUCUACCAUUGGCUGUUGUAAAGGAGGAACCAGUCUAUCCAAACUGGCUGGAAUACUGGACCAAGGACUUCAUCAUAAACUCUUAUGUAAACAACCAUCAAGGCGGAUAGGUGCCUUUGGCCUAAUUUGCGAGCACCCAAUCUUCCAGGGUCUUGACUGGGUGCAGCUAGAGCAACGCAAAGUGGAGCCUCCUUUCAUCCCAGUGGUGGAACCAUUGGCAGUCUCCUCGACCAUUACCAGAAGUGGAAUCAUCUAAAGCCUGGAAUGUGUCUAUUUCAUCAGAGGAACAGAGAUUAUUUGAAGGAUUUUCAUAUGCAUCCUCCAAAUUUGCUGUCAUCAAGUAACUGUCUGGAGAGCAGACGGAACAUUUGGUUUUGGGUCAACUUUUUAAAUUUCAAAUAAAAUGGAAAACAUCAAAAUAA